Aspergillus clavatus NRRL 1 is the source of this 3180-nucleotide messenger RNA. RefSeq names its product sporulation-specific 71 family protein. The transcript has 3 exons. Lineage: Eukaryota; Fungi; Ascomycota; Eurotiomycetes; Eurotiales; Aspergillaceae. Gene Ontology annotation, cellular component: prospore membrane. Gene Ontology annotation, biological process: ascospore-type prospore membrane formation; protein localization to prospore membrane. The coding region runs from base 1 to 3180 and encodes 1059 amino acids. The record is from RefSeq and is a predicted model, not a curated record.
AUGGACACAAACCCCGAGACCGAGCUCCAUGAAGAGCUUCACGGACUGGAACCGGGCUCUUUUACGGCUGAAAAGCUACGAUAUGCCUCUGCUCAUCACUUGCAUAUGACAAGUAGGAGAUUCUUCAUUGGACCCAUCCCUGAGGGCUGGCUACAACAUCACCGCAAACAUUGGUAUAGGACGAGACUCAAGUUUCGAAACUACACCUCCAGGACGGUCACCUUCUCAGCAGACCUUACAGUCGCCCAAUCCCCCGACCAGUCAGAUCAAGAACAGAUAUCGUCAGCCGCUCGGGAGGAUAGUACCCCACUUAUUGAUACAAUUAUACAAAAAGAGAAUGGCGAUACCUCAAGAGACGAGGAGGAAGAUGAUCAAGGCCCAGCCGGGCAACCUGCCGACCUCCAAGCUAUACCCUACCCACUAGUUGAGGCUGCUGAAGUUCCGUCUAGAGACCCAUCUGACACGGAUUCUAUCUCGACCGGAAAGCAGCCUGAGUCGAACGACGUGCCUGUCCAGAAGAAAAAAGAUGCUGCAUCGACCUAUUUUACAGCCAGGGAAAGCAAUUCUGGUCCGGUCGACCUCGAUUACCAUUCGGGCACAGCGGACAGUAGGCGAACUCUUAGUAUCCCUGGUCAACAUGAUGCCAGUCAGUCAAUUCCCAUGGCUCUUCCCAGUGAAUCUGGCUCUACAAUCGCUUUAAUGAAGCCUAGAUCAUCACCUAAAGGUAAACAAAGGCUUAGCACAUUGUCAUCUACUGCCCUUGAGCGACAGGAGCCCCAAAGUGAAAGAGAAGACGAUUUGGUCGACCUCCGGCAGGUCACAAGAAACUCAAGGACUUCAUUCAACCGGAAAGUUGCAAGAUACAGAUAUGAUGACAAACUGAGGAACAGACAGCAACGACUACUAUCUCGGGUCGCGAACACUUACGAUGUACUCUCAGGAACUCGAAGACAUCGGCGCCGGCUGCGAGAGGGUGAGAUCAUUAAGUGCGAGAGGAUGCUUGUUCGCAUUGAAGAAACGGUGCAGAAGGAACUUCCAGAAGACUAUACUGAAACCGACAGUUUGAGAAUGGAAACAAGGGUAGCAGACAGCUGGAAGGAGUAUCUUGUGGUUUGUCGAUUGACGUCUGACGAGGAAGCGCCAGUUACGCUUCAGAUGUAUAAGACGCGGGUAAUCCCCGAGAUCCAGAAACCAGGAUCCCGGGUCAAAGCCUACGACGAAAUUCCCUUGAAUCGAAGAAACACGAAAAUCAACCUGUAUUCUUCGUUAGAUAAGACCAUUGUGAUCUGGAGACCUUGCAAGAAUGGCACUAAAAUACACUUGAUGCGUCCGAAAUCCACAGCUCAUGCCACCGAGUGGUUUACAUUCAUCUCACAAGUCCUAGGGCGGCAGCGUCCAAGCUCACUUACGAUCAGUGUGCCAGGUCUGGGGGUAUCUCUUGUCUUCCAGAACCCCUUUGAGCAACUGAAGACCAAACCUGGGGCCCAGGACGAGGAAGGGGCUCACACUGGUGACACACUUGAGCGCUACGCAUCCCAGGAUAGCUAUGCAGCUGCUGCCAUUAUUCGGGGCUGCAUGAAAAUGCUGGAAAACUGCACUGAAUGGGUAGAGGUGCUAAGUGAGUGGUCAAAGACGGAACAGAUGGGUCUCGCUUGGAAGCGCUACGACAGAUUAGAAUGGGUGCUUGGUGUCAACGAAGAGAAGAUGUAUGGGUCACUUGCGAUGCAAACGACACACCAGCUCCAACUGAGGCCAAGGCAGCAUUACCAAACAUUCGUGAAGGACACUGACGUGAAAACGGAAGAGCCACACCCUGUCGAGGGAUUUCUGGUUCGUCUGACUUCCCAGAUGGGUGUACAUCAGCGCUUGAACAAGAUGUUUUUCAAGCGUCUUUAUUUCUUUACGCAAGAUCAUUACCUCUUAUUUUGCAGGCCUGCAAAGGCCCUGCCUCCAGCACCUCCGAAGCUCUGUCCUGGAGAGGAUAGUAUACCCUCAGCACGGCAGAUACUGAAGGAAAUGCCUCUGUCAUACGAUGUUAACCCCUAUCCGAUUCAAGACGGCGAGAUUACAUGGCUGUCUAGCGGAAACGAGGUGCACAUCAAGGAACAUGACCAAGAAGCUCGCGCGCUUGCCCAACGGUCCAUACAUAACCUCACAAAUGCGGAGGGUUUUAUUGAUCUUUGUCGAGUACAGGAAGUACGCCAGGUGCAGCGUGGCAGCUGUCCUGCUGAUCCAAAUAUCCAAGAAGGUCCGGAUGUUGAGUUCCAUCCCGAAACAGAAGAUACCCACAGAGACGAUGGUGCAACAAAGCAAUUCGACGACGAUCGGACUCUUGAAUUGGUACUUGAUAACGGUCUUGUUGUCCGAUUACAAGCUUACGACAUGGUUGCCAGAGACGAGUGGAUGAGAAGGCUUGAGGCUUUGGUCAAGUAUUGGAAAGCCCGUGUUGCGGCGGACUCGUACGAGCUCAAAGCUAUUCGAAAACAAAAUCUGGAAAUCCUAGAUAUGGACGAAGAGAUGGAAUCUAUGAUCGGACAAUCAGCUGAGAAGUGGGAGAGCAAAAAGUCAGAAGCGUCACCAUUCUUGCACAACAUAUGUGCUUUGGCCGGGUGUCGAAUUAUCAAGAUGUCUGGGCAGUUGUAUCGCAAGCCUCGCCGUCACUCGACCUUCAAAAAGUGCGACGUUAUCCUCGCCGCUGGGAAGCUUUUGAUAUUCCGCAGCUCACUACGAAAUCGGACCGGCGUCGAGAUACCUCACAUUCACCAGAACCUCGAAACGGCCCUGGAUCUGGAGGAUUGUUACAUCUACUCCGGUCUCGUGACCGAAUCGGAUCUGCUGUACGCAAACCAAACAUUUGACAGCAAUCACCCAGGGCAUCGUGCUCUGCCUCGCAUAUAUCUCUCAUCCGAUGUCUAUACAAGCUGCGACGAGGAUACAGCCAUCACGUUUGUGGUCUGGCAACCUUUGCGGAAGAAUUAUUUUCGAGCCCAAGAGCUUGGGAAGAAGGGGCAGACGAAACAGACCCUGAAGCAAGUUUCCACGCUGGGUGUUCCGGGACGGACCGUGGUAUUCAAAGCAAGGAGCAGGGUCGAGAGAGACCGCUGGGUCAUGAGCAUUGCGUCCGAGAUUGAUCGGCUGCAAGAAGAGAAGCCACAAGACAUCCGGUUGAUUAGACCCUGA